Messenger RNA from Nematolebias whitei (Rio pearlfish), 1916 nucleotides. RefSeq names its product SAFB-like transcription modulator. Gene Ontology annotation, cellular component: nucleus. The record is from RefSeq and is a predicted model, not a curated record. Gene Ontology annotation, biological process: regulation of transcription by RNA polymerase II; regulation of mRNA processing. Gene Ontology annotation, molecular function: sequence-specific DNA binding; RNA binding. Lineage: Eukaryota; Metazoa; Chordata; Actinopteri; Cyprinodontiformes; Rivulidae.
UUUGAGGUAAAAUGGCGUCGGGGGCCAUUUCAACGGAUUCCAAGAAAAUUUCCGACUUGCGUGUUGUUGAUCUUAAAUUUGAGCUUAAACGGAGGAAUUUGGACACUACCGGUGUGAAGAGUGUUCUCAUAGUUCGACUGAGACAGGCUAUUGAGGAUGAAGGUGGUGACCCAGAAAACUUUCAAAUCCAACUCUCGAGUGAUUCCUCGACAAGGAGAAGUGGAAAAGCUAAAGGGAAGAAAGCAGAUUCUGAUUUGGACACCACCGCAGAAGACUCUAUGCUUUCAAAGGAAACUGAAGAGACUGAAUCAGAAAAGGAUGUAACUGAUACAGAUGAUGGUAGUCGUGAACAUUCAAAGCCUCCACCCUGUGAGGACAGCCUUGCUCACUCUGAGGCUGAGCAAGAGUCAGAUCCAGAACCUGACCCAGAGCCUGAUCAAGAAGUAGAUGAGGAGACGGAGCCGGAGGUGGACGAAGACGCAGAGCCCGAGGCUGAGACCGAAGUAGCUGAUAUAGAUGCAGAAACCCGGAGUUCCUCCAUAGAAGCAGAGGAUGAUCGUCUGUCCGUCUCAAUCCAAAAUGAAGAUGCCAUCACCCUAGAAGUUGAUGGUGACGACCUCCUGGAAACAGGUAAACACGUGAAACUUCCAGAUUCAGAGGCAGACAAGGGCAUUGAUGAGAUGGAGACUGGUACUGAGACGACCCCAGAUGAUGACAUGAAAGAAAAGAUGGAGGGCUACAAAGAUGGGGAGAAAGACAAUGCGUCCAUGAAGAACGACAACGAAGAUGACAAGAUGGAAGCUGAUUCCGAAGACGGAGAAAAGGAUUCUGGGAAGAAAGACCUAUCUGCUACUGGGGCCUCAGGUCAAGCAAAGAGCUCCGCAAAAGACAAAGAUGGAAAAGCCAUAAAAGAUGAAAAGGCAGCUGCCGGCAACGGUGCCUUUCGUAACUUAUGGGUGAGCGGCUUGUCUUCAAACACCAAAGCAGCUGAUCUAAAAAAUUUGUUUGGCAAAUUUGGAAAGGUUUUAAGCGCCAAGGUGGUCACAAAGGCUCACUGUCCUGGUUCAAAAUGCUACGGCCUGGUAACGGUGUCUUCUAGCGCUGAAGUAACUCGGUGCAUCACCCACCUUGACUGCACAGAACUUCAUGGACAGCAGAUAUAUGUUGAAAGGUCUAAGAAUGAUCCGUUCAAAAAGGAGCCGUCAAAGAAGGAAGUGGAGGACAGAGCAAGUUCCAUCAAAUCAAAUACUAAGCACAGCUCCACUGGGACAAAACAAACAGUCAAAGCGCAGCCAUCUCACAAAAAAGAAGAAAAAAAGUCAGAUAAACAGUUGGAAAAAGAGAAGGAUUCCUCCAAAAACCAAGAAGCCAAAAAUAAAAAAUCUGACACCGUCCCCUCAAGCACAGGCCCAGAUUUAUCAAAGAAAGAUGAAAAGAAGAUUACAAAGAUUAAGAGCCCAGAGAAAAUGGUGGAAGUUAAGUCUAAAGGAGGCUUCGUGUUUCGUCAAAACAGACCCUUUAGGGGAAGAUUUCUUGAUAGACCCUUUGUCAAUGCCAGUUUUCAAAGGCAUCCAAGAUGGUUGAUUCCUCCUCAACAGUUGGCAAUGAUGAGAGAAAAACGGCCACCAUUUUUUAACAAAUGGGGUAACAUGGACAUUUUGCCUUUUAAUAAACUGAAGGAGGAGAGGAUGCGUGAACGCAUGGAGCACAUUCGCAGAGCGGAGGAUCUUCGCAGGCGACGUGAAAUUGCAGAACAAGAACGUCGAGAGCGCGAGCGAGUCCGCCUGAUGCAAGAACACGAAGAACGGGAACACUUGCUUCAGGAACGCCACAGACUGGAGAUGGAGAGACAGAAACUUGAAAGAGAGCGCUUGGAGCGAGAGAGGCUUGAGAGGGAAAGGUUCCGCAUCGAGCAG